Molecule: messenger RNA, 451 nt
Organism: Sinocyclocheilus grahami
Lineage: Eukaryota; Metazoa; Chordata; Actinopteri; Cypriniformes; Cyprinidae
Product: RNA-binding protein 26-like
Exons: 3
Cellular component (GO): nucleus
Molecular function (GO): RNA binding
Source: RefSeq, a predicted model, not a curated record
CACUUGUCUCUGUAUUAAAAUCAUGUAGGCAACAUGGCUGGGACUGAUCCCGGGUGGGCGGGGCAAGCCACCAGCAGCACCAAGUCGAGGCAGAGGGAGGGGCCGAGGGCGGAGCCUGAGGGGGCGUGGAGGAGGCAAUCACAUGGUAGUAGACCACCGGCCUCGAGCCCUCAAUAUUAUUGGCUUCACACAGGAAGAGAAGGAGGAGCUCAUGCCUCAUUUUGUGAAAUUUGGCGAGAUCGAGGAGCUUCGUGACCAUGAUGCUACCAGUGUUGUGAUGACCUUCAAAACCCGUAGUGAAGCGGAAAACGCUGCAAACCAAGGGGCGAAGUUCAAAGGUCGAAUUCUACAGAUCUCAUGGUACAAACCUAAAACUCCAUCCGUGUCCACUGAACCAGAAGAGGAGGAGUCAAAGGAAGAGGUCAACGCCGCAGGAAUUCGUGUAAUGACG